Messenger RNA from Somion occarium, 1676 nucleotides. Lineage: Eukaryota; Fungi; Basidiomycota; Agaricomycetes; Polyporales; Cerrenaceae. The record is from the annotation of a GenBank genome assembly.
GACGCGCCUUGACGUCCACUUUGCAUCAGUCCAUCCAGCAUACGCGUACCCUCGACAUGGCGGAACUCGAAAGAUUUCCUUUCGUCGAACAAAAGAUGUCCAUGACCGUCAGCUUUCGAAUCAACGGGGUGGAAGAUCUUCUAACACAUCCAACGCCGUCCAAACCAACGGCCUACUUUUAUCCGGGCUAUUAUCUAGACGUGUUUUCCUCUUGUGACAAAGCCACUGGGAAGGGGACGAUUUCCGUGUUCUUGAAACCUCAACCUGGCAAUAUAAGACUGCCAGUGAGGCUCGAACUGUCUGCUUGGUCUCUGGCUAGGACGACUCGAUACCAGGAGAGGCAUCUCAAUCAUCAGCGGUAUAUUCAUGAUACUCGCGGGUGGAGAAAUUUUAUUGCACAAGAUGAUUAUGACAAACAUGAGACCAUGCGCCACGAAAACGCGAUAUUGUUGGAGGCCAAAAUCACCUGCAAUCUUACUCCUCGAAAGGCCCACAAGCCGAGCUUCGAUGUCGUCUAUGACCAUGUAACUGAAAAAAAGCCCAAGCGUGAAGUGACGUACAAGGUAUAUUCGGGGAAAACACAAACGGGUCGCCUCUGUCGUCCUCGGACAUUGUAUUCCUCACUAGAUAUACUCGAGGCAAAUGGUAUCGAUGUUUACAAGCUCGAGACAACGGGUUUAGCUCUGGUUGAAGACGGGACGAACAAACAUAGACGACCGGUCCUGUCACCCGAAGGUUUUGCUGAGGACAGUGAUUUCGAAGAGCGCUCCGAGGACAAAGAUGUUCAUGAAGACGUGGGAAACGACAUUGCUCUUGCAGCAACUGGUUCAGCAUCCAAGAGCCAAAUGGAUGAUGACGCGAGUACGAAUGUAGCUCCCGUACCAGAUGAUAGUGAAAUAUUAUCACCUCCGCAAGAAGUGCGUGAAGAGAAUGUGACAAUCACGGGUGCUGCAGCUGAUACUUGGGAGGCUUUCUUAUUCUGGUUAUAUACCGGCCAUAUCGUAUUUGCGCCCAUGAAGAAUGGCGGCGCUCGGGCACGGAGACGUUCAAUUGAUAUGCAUAGGACUAGCCAUCCUCGACGACCUGCACCAUGCUCAUGCAAAUCGAUAUUAUACAUAGCCAGCAAACUCGAUGUAGACCCUCUUAAACAGCUCGCUCUAAGACAUUUAGAGAACGUGUUGACCGAGAAGACCAUCUUGAAAGAACUCUUUACCCCAUUCACCGCCAAACACGAGGAGGUCAAGACCAUGGAAGUCGUAGCUGUCGUAAAACAUUGGAUUACAAUUCGAGACUCUCAAGCUCUUAAGGACAAGAUGGACGAGAUCGCGGAGGGAAAACUACCCCAUGCUGGAAGGAUCAUGGCAGAUUUGCUAAUUAGGGCUGCAUUGACGGAGAAGCCUCAGUCCCCGACCUAACGAUACGCAAUCUUCCGAUGCAUUUUAUCUUGACGUUGUGAUGAGAAAGCUCUUCGAGAGGACAUUCGCGUUUGGGUGGCUGUUCAAGACAGAUCGCCUGACGUGGAUUUUCUAAUGUUUCGUUGCUGAGGGCUGAACUACAUAUGUCCUAGCUUAGAUCGUUCAAUCGUCAUUAGGACAUCUGGAUUUUUCCGGUGUGUUGCGACGGCAGACUUCCACGGCAAAUAAUUUUGCACUGUGAUUUCAUCAUUGUCGUUGCUC